UCAAAAAUAUUGUCAGAAUUUCUAUUUACCGGGAAAUUACAUAUUUCAAAAAAUUUAGUAUUGAAAAUAUAUAGAAAACCAAUUCGAAAGACAUUAUUUGACAAAGCCUAUGAAUACUUUCAGAGUUUCUAGAGAUAAUGAUAAUUUUAUUUGUAUCCCUGAAGUAGAUAUAUUAGUAGGAUACUACAAACUAUUAUCAAAUUAAAUUUUCAUCGAGAUUAAUAUGUGAUUACUAUAGUUAACUACUGUUAUUAUAUAAGAAUACUUUUUCCAUAUAACUAACAGCAAGAUUAUGAUAAUACUUAGAUAGUACUUAUAAUUUAUUUAAUAAUUUUUUCUGUCACCACUUCCCCCCUCUCUCUCAAGUUAGCAUUUAAAAACCACAUUACACAACAGGUCUACGCAUAAUCAGAGUUUCGAUCUGCCGCCAUAUUCAAGCAGUUUCACAUUUAAUGUGAACACGUUCUCCUUCCAUAUCUCUCACAUCGUUAGACUCAACUCAAACACAAGACAAUGUCUAUUCACGGACGGUUUCCUCCGAGUCCACCGGUCUCUUCAUCUCCGGCGUCUUCCUCAUCUCCAAAUUCUCAGUCACCGUCACCUCCUGAUCUGAAACAAAGAGUCAUCGCCUGUCUCAACAAGCUCGCUGACCGCGACACCUUAGCUCUCGCCGCGGCCGAGCUCGACUCCAUCGCCAGAAGCCUCACUCACGACUCCUUCUCCUCCUUCCUCAGCUGCAUCCACAACACGGACUCCUCCUGCAAAUCUCCGGUGAGGAAACAGUGCGUCGCCGUCUUGUCCCUCAUGUCUCGCCACCACGGCGACUCUCUCUCUCCCCACCUCGCUAAGAUGGUCUCCACCGUCAUCCGCCGUCUCCGGGAUCCGGACUCCUCCGUCCGCUCCGCCUGCGCCGCCGCUACCGCGGAUAUCUCCGCUCACGUCACGGCGCAACCGUUCACCUCCGUCGCGAAGCCGCUCAUCGAGACGCUGAUCCAGGAAGGCGACUCGAACGCGCAGAUCGGAGCUGCGCUGUGUCUGGCGGCGGCGGUGGAGGCUGCGGCGGAUCCGGAGUCGGAGCAGCUGAGGAAGUCUCUUCCCAAGAUCGGGAAGCUGCUGAAGAGCGAGGCUUUCAAGGCCAAGGCGGCGCUUUUGAGUGCGGUGGGGAGUAUCAUCGCCGCCGGAGGCGCGGGGACUAAACCGGUUUUGGAUUGGUUAGUUCCGGUUUUGAUCGAGUUUCUGAGCAGCGAAGAUUGGGCGGCGAGGAAGUCAGCUGCGGAGGCGUUGGGUAAAGUCGCGGCGGCGGAGGAGUUGGCGUCGCAGUACAAGAAAGCUUCAACGGCGGCACUUGAGAGCAGAAGGUUUGAUAAGGUGAAAAGUGUGAGAGAGACUAUGAAUCAAGCAUUGAGUCAGUGGAAAGAAGUCUCAAGUGGUUUAGAUGAAGCCUUGUUGUCUCCUUCUAGAUCUUCCACUGAUGAUGGUGGCAGCAUUGGAUGCUUUUCAUCAGUCACGAGAAGUUCAAGCAUUGAGGUUGGUUACAAGUCUUCAAGACCAAAGAAAGCAACGCCUAUAAUGAAGAGGUCCCCAUCAUUACCUGUGAGUAGAUCAUAUGGAACAACUAGACAACAAAAGGAGAAUCUUCCAAAAAGGAAUGUGACCAUGUUAGCAGCUUCUAUUGUGGAUGAUAAGAAGGGACCACAGUUUCCACCGGUAAAGCAAUCUUUGGAAGAUCGGAGUAGUGAAAGCGUUGAAUCGAAGGAAGAUGAUGAGGCCGGCUCAGGGGGACCAGAUAUUAUCAAACAUACCAUCUCUGAGAAAAGCAGGGAGGAUAAGAAAGGACAUGGCUUUUGUGGUGGUUUGAGGUCUGGCUCGAGGGUUGCACCAUGCAGUGACGAUGGUGAUGAUUCUUGUGAUCCGGUUGUGAAGAAAUGUAAAGAUGAUGUUGAUGAGAGCAGGAAAGACAACGAGGAGCUGUCUUUGAUACGUGAACAGCUUGCUAUGAUUGAGAACCAGCAGUCCAGUCUCUUAGACCUACUUCAGAAAUUCAUGGGAAGCUCACAGAGUGGGAUCCAGUCUCUGGAGUCUCGAGUAAGCGGUCUAGAGAUGGCUUUGGAUGAAUUAUCAUGCGAUCUUGCGGUUUCAAAUGGGAGAGUCCCUAAGAGUAAUAGCUGUGGAGGAGAGAGUUGUUCAAAACUACCUGGUACAGAGUUCUUAAGUCCCAAGUUCUGGAGAAAAACUGAGGACAGACCAAUGCAGACACGGACCAGAAACGCAGCAAGUGAAAUGGCUGCUCAGGAAAACAGUUUUGACCAGGGGAUAUCAACUGAUGUGAACAAAGUCGGUCAAAGGGGAGGAAGUUCUGUUUAUCAGAAGAGAUCAGCAAGAAACCAGUUCCAAGACUCUAUGCAUACUUUGAUUUUAAAGGAAGAGGGUGAUGUGAGGAUUGAAGCACAAUAGCAGCUGACCAGACUGAUUCAGAUUAAUUGUGCAAAAGCCAAAUCUCAGAUUCGAUGCUUUGCUUCAACGGCCUGUUUGAAUUUUCAAGUCUCACUCACAUGUCUUAGUAACCUUUCUCUUUUAGAAAAACAUUCUAAUAAUUUAAUCAGUGGGAGUUUUAAAGAUCAAAUGCAUGUGAAUAGAAAUUAUAUUUAUGUGAUGUGUCAUUGGAGUUAUGUCAAAACCAUGGACGGAGAUAGAUGUAAACAUUUGUGUGACUGUUUGGUGUUACUCUUGAUCUGUAUAUCUUUUCGAAAGACAAUGAAUUAUUGGUUGCUAGUUGCUA
Molecule: messenger RNA, 2779 nt
Organism: Brassica rapa (field mustard)
Lineage: Eukaryota; Viridiplantae; Streptophyta; Magnoliopsida; Brassicales; Brassicaceae
Product: TORTIFOLIA1-like protein 4
Cellular component (GO): microtubule
Molecular function (GO): microtubule binding
Source: RefSeq, a predicted model, not a curated record